This is a messenger RNA of Myripristis murdjan (pinecone soldierfish), 3094 nucleotides long. RefSeq names its product chromosome 4 C19orf44 homolog (gene c4h19orf44). The transcript is spliced from 11 exons. NCBI's taxonomy places the organism in Eukaryota, Metazoa, Chordata, Actinopteri, Holocentriformes, Holocentridae. The record is from RefSeq and is a predicted model, not a curated record. Bases 219 to 2507 code for a protein of 762 amino acids.
AGUAAACAGGAAAUAGCGGCUGUCCUUCCCAUGGAGACGAGGGAAGGACUCUCGUCUUUUCCCGAAUGCCUCGCUGAGAGUUUGACAUGUUUCCUCACAUUACUACAUAACUACCAUUGAAAGAAGGUGUGUUUUGAGAUGAACACACAGCCACAUGGCAUUCGCAGCAGGCCACGAAGUUAUAUCAGGUUAGGUUAGCUGCUGGGACUAGCUUCAAGAUGUGGAGCCGCGGGGGUCGAAGUUCAGCCCUGGACCGAGCCGAGGCGCUGCUCUCCGGGAAAAGAACCGGCAGAAGUGCCGCUCCGUCUGCGGAGCAGUCCGGGAGAGAGGGCCCUGCUGCCAAAACACCGGGACAUUCAGGUGCCAUCGGUGGCCCUGUCAAAAACAGAUCUGCCCCUGCAAAUACACACACUUUAUUCCUAGACCUGAGUGAUCUAUCUCCAGUCAACUCAGUCAGUGAUCAUGGAGAGGGCACGGUGGUCCGUGCCGCUGAGAGGUCCCGGGGAGGAGAACGGGAUUUGUCAAAGGAUCCUCGACCUGAGACCUCUCUGGGAGGAGGGGGACUCAGGUUUUUGAAGAAAGUCCCGCCGCCUACAGCCAGCAGCCAGUCCCCAACUAUCAGUAGGAGCCAAGUGCAGCAGUCGACUGAGCCCAGCUAUGUGUCGUCGUCUUGGCGUGGCUCUCAGAGCGCUGCCUUGAACAGACUGGCUUUGAUCGAGGAUCGCAUCCGCCGCCGCAAGGAGUCCCAGAUCGACACACAGGCGCAGAGCCAGGCUGAGGAAGGAGCGAAGCCUGCCCAGAAAAUAGCCUCUGGCCCGGGACUCUCACCCCAACCACCAGGCCCUCGGUCACUGGAGGGCCCCUUGCUGCUCUCAGCCCAGUCCAGCAGCGACCUCAGCCCAAAGGGAAAAUCUUUCAUCAAGAAAACAGGAGCUGGAGCCGCUGACAGCCGCAGCUCUGUCACUGCUGCUGUGACUGCCAAAGGCUCAGAUGUCAGUGUGAAGACUCGCACUGCAGACACAGCCAUACUGUUUGACAGGUCCAGAGCUGCCAGUCUUUCGGAUGUGAAGACAAAGACGAGGAGUGCAGUGAGCGGUGUGAAUCUGGACAGUGAUGAGGAGGACAUGAGGAAACUGCUGGGAGAGUCGCUGGAUUCAACAGAGGAUGGCCUGUUAAGACAAGGGAGAACCUCCUCCAUGACAGCCGCAGGAAAGCUGCUGAACAAAAGCAUUGAGAAAAUGUCUCCCACACCUCCAACGCAAGUCCGUCCCCCGUCGUCCUCCAGAAGAGCUUCCUCCCGCUCCUCCAUCUCCUCUCUUCAACGUCGGUCUCCUUUCCGCUUCUCCGGCCAGGCUCACGUCCAGUUUAGCCCGUCUGCACUCUCCCUAUCCCCUCCUCCUUCAGGCGGGCCGAGCUCCCCUCCCAGGACAGAGAGUCCACCGCGCUCCCUCUCCUCGAUGUCGGGCCGCAGUGUGGUGCUCUCUCUGGAGGAGCUCUUCCCCGUGGCUCCCGCCUCAGAAGAUUCCCACAGCUUGGUUUGCUCUGAAGCUGGAGAAGAAGACUUCAAGCUAAACAUCAUGUCAUUAGAUGACCUGGCACCUGUUACCUUUGGGCUGACUGGGGAAACAACAGAAGAGGUGGAAACCAGACCCUCCAAACACAAAACCCCUGCUUCUGGAAGCCUGCCUGCAGAUCAGCAGCUCCCACGAGAGAAGGAGAAGAAGAAAAAGACAGAGGAAGAGGAGGAGCAGGAGCAGGAGGAGGUGCUGGACUAUCAGAGUGACUUUGAGAGCGAGAGCAGAACUGAGCCAGAUUACAGCGCCAGCCAGGUGUCAGAGCACCUGGGAGGAGACAGGGAGGAAGAGGAGGACAUCUCCCAGGUCAGGGAGGAGGAGUCGUGGUCGGACCUGUCCCGUGGGAGGACAGAGGACGAAUACUCCAGCAGCUUCUCAGAUGCAAGUCGCUCCUACACCACACGCACCUCGGACCGCAGCCAGACAUCCCAGUCUCUUAGCAGAAGAACACACUCCAGAUCCUCGGCGUUAGACGGUGACUGGUCUUCAUCUCACCGGUCGAGGAAGAGCCGUUCACCCCACAGGGCUUUGAGAGAGGCAGCGGUACAGACCCGGCCUGACCUGCUGGCCUACAGCUGGUCUGCAGGCAUGGCUACUUUGGGUCCUGCGGUGGGCGCGACCUACUCUGAUCCCACCCCUGUGGCCAGUCACACAGUCAGUGCAGAAACUGUGGAGGCUCUCAGCACCUACAGUCCAGCUGUGUUUGCCCUCAAUGACAUGUUGAGGCAGCAGCUGGCCCUGACCAGGCAGUUCAUCGAAAGCAGCAGGCGUCUCCACUCCCACAUGGUGCAGAGCCUGGGACCCGCAGACUACUCAUACACCACACUGGAGGACACCAAGGAGUUCAUCCGGAAGCACAAACCUCGCCAGCUGACGGUGGAGGAAGCCUUAGAGGAGGUGUUGCAGGAGAUGAGAGACUACCACUACAUCUGACCACCACUUUAUGACACAUGGAAAAGACGGUCUCCUGGUGUAUCCAUCCGUGCACAUCACGCAUGACAUAAACAGACGAGAGGGAGACUCAGCCGCAGAGGAAUGGCGUUUUGUGAAUGUGACGUCUGUGACAAAGAGCUGGUUUGACAUGGAUGAGAGUGAACCAGCCAGUUCUGCUGAUGGAGCAGGUUCAGAGCAGCAAUUAUCAGGCCUGUAGAAAUGUCCCUCAGAGGGCUGCUUUUAUUUUUAUAAUCUGAGCACAUUUCAAAGCCCACAGAGAACCAGAUUGUGCAGUCCAAAUCAAGACAUGUGUUGCCUUUGUGAAGGAAAUGAACUGCUUUGCUGUACAUGGAGUUACAUCAUGAUGCCAGUGUAGGUCAUGAUUUGAAGACGAUGAGAGCCUUCACCUUGUUGGGAAAGUAUUGCAGUGCAGCCAUAUUGUCAUGCUGAACUAUCAUUGUUACUCAUGAGCAAGUCAUGCAUUGGUAGAAAGGACCCAACAGGAGAUAUUGUGUAAAAAUGUGACACUUUAUCCUGAAAAAGGGUUAUUGGCUUAGAAAUAAAACGAACUGGAAAUUACAAAUUAA